This is a messenger RNA of Octodon degus (degu), 1518 nucleotides long. It is a transcript of the gene Ube2g1, whose product is annotated as ubiquitin conjugating enzyme E2 G1. Bases 331 to 843 code for a protein of 170 amino acids. The transcript has 6 exons. Lineage: Eukaryota; Metazoa; Chordata; Mammalia; Rodentia; Octodontidae. Gene Ontology annotation, molecular function: ubiquitin conjugating enzyme activity. The record is from RefSeq and is a predicted model, not a curated record. Gene Ontology annotation, biological process: proteasome-mediated ubiquitin-dependent protein catabolic process; protein polyubiquitination.
UGCGCGCAGAGAGGCUGUGGCGGGGGAAGGCGUCCGUGGGGCCGACAGGCGGGUUGAAGGAGGGAAGCGAGCGAGCGAGCGAAGUCCCAGAGCGCGCCGCGUCGGCCGGGUACCCUCCCCUUCCGGGCGUGAGGCGCUGUGAGAAAAGCCGAGCGGAGCGGACUCCACCGGCAGCGAGACGCCGCUCCCGCUGCUCCAGUCCAGCCUCCCUACGCUUCGGCGCUCCGCUCGCGGGCCCGGCUUUCUGAGCACACCCAGCUCCAGCCGUCCCCAGAGCCUGUCCCAGACCUUCAGAAGCCCCGGCGCCAGCCCGGGCCCUUGGCGGGGAGGAUGACGGAGCUGCAGUCGGCGCUGCUACUGCGAAGACAGCUGGCAGAACUCAACAAAAAUCCAGUGGAAGGCUUUUCAGCAGGUUUAAUAGACGACAAUGAUCUCUACCGGUGGGAAGUCCUUAUUAUUGGUCCUCCAGAUACACUUUAUGAAGGUGGUGUUUUUAAGGCUCAUCUCACUUUCCCAAAAGAUUAUCCCCUCCGGCCUCCUAAAAUGAAAUUCAUUACAGAGAUCUGGCACCCAAAUGUUGAUAAAAAUGGUGAUGUUUGCAUUUCUAUUCUUCAUGAACCUGGUGAGGAUAAAUACGGUUAUGAAAAACCAGAGGAACGCUGGCUCCCUAUCCACACUGUGGAAACCAUCAUGAUUAGUGUCAUUUCGAUGCUGGCAGACCCUAAUGGGGACUCACCUGCUAAUGUGGAUGCUGCGAAAGAAUGGAGGGAAGACAGAAAUGGGGAAUUUAAAAGGAAAGUUGCGCGCUGUGUAAGAAAAAGCCAAGAAACUGCUUUUGAGUGACAUUUAUUCAGCAGCUAGAAAUUUCAUUUAUUUCAGGGUCUCCAAUUGAGAAACAUGGCACUGUUUUCCUGCACUCUACCCACCUAUUGCUGGACUUCUGUUGUAACAAGUUGGCAAACACUGGCUGGAACUGGUCUGCAAUAAAACAUGCCAGUCAUCAUUGCUGACAAGAGCCUAACAAGUGCCAACUUUCAGAUGAUUACGCAUUUUGAAUUCUAAUGAACUGUUUUAACCUUCAGGAAGAAUUGUAAAGACCUGUACAUAGCACAACAUGAUCUGGAUAAUAUAUAUACUGUUCAUGUACAUCCACACAUACACCUUGUACCAAAUAAUGCUUUCUUGUAGUAGAGUAAGAAUCGUGUAAAUUCUAAAAGAUUUUAGCAGGUUUUCUUUCCUUAUUGUUUCUUAUUGGUUUUAAAACUCCUUAAAGCAUGUCAGGUGAAAAGCAAUUAGGAUUAAAAGUUUCCAUUUAAUUUCCUUUAAACCAUUGAGGCUUCAUUAAACUCCUUUCUUCUUUCACAUACUAAACUUUUCUAUCUUCUUUGUUUUGACACACUCCCUUUUGCUUUUCUGUCUUCUAUCUGCCAGAAAGUUCUCAAGUCAUUUAGCUGAAAUACUGAAACAGUUAAUAAGCAGUUACUUGAUUUUUAAUGAUGACUCCAGAGGAGUGGUCAU